AUGACUAUAGAGAAUGGAAUUGCGAAGGCCAUCUAUGUGGACGGCACCAAAUUCGUCCUAAACGGCCGACAUGUCUCCUACUGCUUUCACGUGGAUGACGAGACUGGCGACCUACGCACCGAUCAUUUCGGUGGCAGAGUCACAGGUGCGAUCCCCGUCGACCCGUCUCCAGUGGUUGAUGGCUGGACAGGAAUGCCUGACCGUGUGCGUCGGGAGUUCCCCGACCAGGGCCGAGGGGACUUUCGCAUCCCAGCACUGCGAAUUCGUCAAGCAGAAGGCCAUACAGUGUCUGCUCUGAAAUACCAGUCCUAUACCCUGCUUCACGGCAAACCAGACCUUCCUGGUUUACCGGCAACGUUUGGCACAGAGAAAGACGUCUCUACCCUCGUGGUGCAUCUUCGGGAUGAGUACAGCUCUGUCACGGCCGAUUUGAUCUACUCAGUUUUCCCAGAGUAUAACGCUAUUGUCCGGAGUGUCAGCAUCACCAACAAUGGAUUUCAGCCCAUCUCGAUCGAGGCCCUGGCAAGUUUUAGCACAGAUCUACCGUACGAAGACCUCGAGAUGAUUAGCCUGCGCGGCGACUGGGCUCGGGAGGCGCAUCGUAUGCGACGCAAGGUGGAAUAUGGCACUCAAGGGUUUGGGAGCACCACCGGGUUCUCGUCCCACCUGCACAACCCCUUCCUGGCACUUGCACAUCCAUCUACUACGGAAUCCCAGGGCGAGGCAUGGGGCUUCUCACUCGUCUACACCGGUUCCUUCGAAGUGAAUGUCGAGAAGGGCUCUCAAGGCCUCACACGUGCGGUGUUAGGCUUCCAUCCAAACCAGCUCUCAUGGCCCUUGUCCCCUGGCGAGACGCUGACUUCCCCGGAGUGUGUUGCAGUCUAUUCCAACCAUGGACUAGGGGGCAUGUCUCGCUCUCUCCACCGGCUAUUUCGCGACCACCUGAUCAAAAGCAAAUUCGCUACUGCCAAUCGGCCUGUAUUGCUCAACAGUUGGGAGGGUUUGUAUUUUGAUAUCGACGAGACCAGUAUGAUCCGCAUCGCAAAGGAGUCUGCUGCACUCGGCGUGAAGCUUCUGGUUAUGGAUGACGGCUGGUUUGGAAAGGAUUAUCCCCGUACAUCGGAUGCGGCCGGCCUGGGAGACUGGGUUCCCAACCCAGCGCGGUUUCCCAACGGACUCGCUCCUAUGGUGGAUCAAAUAACGUCCUUAAAGGUCGCCAACUCGUCAGCCAAUUUGCUUUUCGGCAUCUGGGUGGAACCAGAAAUGGUCAAUCCAGACUCGGCUUUGUAUCGGGAGCAUCCCGAAUGGGCCCUUCAUGCUGGCUCAUAUCCGCGUACGGAACAGCGUAACCAGCUCGUGCUGAACCUAGCGCUGCUAGAAGUCCAAGAAUUCAUCAUCAAUUUUAUGACGGACCUCCUCAGCAGCGCGAAGAUCAGUUACGUGAAAUGGGACCUCAAUCGAGGAAUUAACGAGACCUCUGCCCCUAAGGCGACGCAUGCCUAUAUGUUAGGCAUGUAUAAGGUGUUUGACACGUUGACCAGCCGAUUCCCCGACGUGCUCUGGGAAGGAUGCGCCGCUGGCGGUGGUCGAUUCGAUCCGGGCAUCUUGCAAUACUUCCCACAGAUUUGGACGUCCGACGACAGCGAUGCUGUCGAGCGCAUCUUUAUCCAGAUGGGUUCCUCACUGGCUUACCCAGCCAGUGCCAUGGGAGCACACAUCUCCGCCGUUCCAAACCACCAGACAGGGCGUACGACACCCUUGAGCUUGCGUGCGCAUGUCGCCAUGAUGGGCGGUUCGUUCGGUCUGGAGCUCGACCCGAGUCAAGUUUCGGCGGAAGAAAAAGCUCUCAUCCCCGAGCUCAUCGCGCUGGCGGAGAAGGUGAACCCGAUUGUCUUAACAGGAGAUAUGUGGCGGCUCAGUCUCCCGGAGGAAUCCAACUGGCCUGCAGUGCAGUUCAUCUCACAGGACCAGUCGCAGGUCGUAUUGUUUUACUUCCAGCUCAGCCCUAACGUAAACCAUUCGAUGCCACGAGUGAGAUUGCAAGGGCUGGACGAGGACGCCAUGUACCGUGUGGACGGAGCUGGGCCGUACUCGGGAGCGAUGCUGAUGAACCUGGGAUUGCAAUAUUCAUUCCGCACGGAGUAUGGAAGCAGAGUUGUGUUUUUGGAAAAGCAAUAG
Aspergillus terreus NIH2624 is the source of this 2178-nucleotide messenger RNA. RefSeq names its product alpha-galactosidase. Gene Ontology annotation, biological process: carbohydrate catabolic process. Gene Ontology annotation, molecular function: alpha-galactosidase activity. The record is from RefSeq and is a predicted model, not a curated record. NCBI's taxonomy places the organism in Eukaryota, Fungi, Ascomycota, Eurotiomycetes, Eurotiales, Aspergillaceae. The transcript is spliced from 3 exons. Bases 1 to 2178 code for a protein of 725 amino acids.